CUCAAAAUUUGCCUCGACUUCUGAACGGAAAUAAAGGAAAGGGCGGGACAAAUCGUAACAAAACAGUGAAGCGAGAAGCGGCGGUGCGUCUCCCGGUAACAAGUCUUUGCUCCGCCCCUUUCCUCUCCCCCCUCCUCUACCGGGAAGGGAGGCAGCAGCUCAUUCCAUCAAGACUGAUGCAUGUUUCUUCCAUUACUUUAAUCUGGCUGAGAACCUGGAUAACUAUGGCGCAGCUCCAACAGAGUGGUCCUGAUGAAAAAGAGAAGACUACAGCAUUAAAGGAUUUGUUGUCUAGAAUAGACUUGGAUGAACUGAUGAAAAAAGAUGAGCCACCUCUUGAGUUUCCUGAUACUCUUGAAGGAUUUGAAUAUGCUUUUAAUGAAAAGGGGCAACUGAGACAUAUAAAAACUGGAGAGCCAUUUGUUUUUAACUAUCGUGAAGAUUUGCAUAGGUGGAAUCAAAAGCGUUAUGAAGCACUUGGAGAGAUCAUCACUAAAUAUGUUUAUGAACUACUGGAAGAAGAAUGCCAUUUGAAAAAAGUAUAUGUCCCAGUUGAUGCAGUGGAAAGUGAGCCCAGGAGUUUUAUCUUUAUGAGUGAGGAUGCAAUGACAAAUCCUGACAAACUGAUGGUUUUAAUUCAUGGUAGUGGUGUUGUCAGAGCAGGGCAGUGGGCCAGAAGACUUAUUAUUAAUGAAGAUCUGAACAGUGGCACUCAGAUUCCAUACAUUAAAAGAGCUAUCGAGGAAGGCUAUGGAGUAAUAGUACUGAAUCCAAAUGAAAACUAUAUUGAGGUUGAAAAGGCAAAAGCCCAAAUACAGCUGUCUCCUGAUAGAUCAGAUGAACCUGCAGAAAAGAGAGAGAGGAAAGAAAAAAUCCAAAAAGAUACAAAGAAGCGACGGGACUUUUAUGAGAAGUAUCGGAAUCCACAAAAAGAAAAGGAAACUGUGCACUUGUAUAUUAGAGAAAAUGGCUCUCCAGAAGAACAUGCUGUUUAUGUAUGGGACCACUUUAUCACCCGAUCAGCAGCUGAAAAUGUAUUUUUUGUUGCUCAUAGUUACGGCGGACUUGCAUUUGUGGAACUGAUGAUCCAGCGAGAAGCAGAAGUAAAAACUAAAGUUACUGCUGUGGCAUUGACAGACUCCAUUCACAAUGUAUGGCAUCAAGAAGCUGGCAAAACAAUUCGAGAGUGGAUGCGAGAGAACUGCUGUAAUUGGGUAUCAAGUUCAGAACCUCUGGAUACUUCAGUAGAGUCCAUGUUACCUGACUGCCCACGAGUUUCUGCAGAUUAGGGAGCCCUUCAAAAGAGGGAGAGAAGGGACAUAGGGAGAAAAUGACUGCCUCACCACCUUUUCACUUUGUGAGGUUCCAGCAAUAUAUUUCCUGAAUAUGUUUGAACACUGUAGUCUACUGCUGAAGUCACUUUGCAAAGUAAUACAUAGCUAGUCAAACAAGGCUUUGUUUUAAUUACAAUUUAAAUUUUAAAGGCCUUUGAAAAUAACAUGAGAAUGAAAGAGAAAAUAGCAGUCUGAGGCUAGAUUUGAAGAUGUGUGGUGAAAAAAAAAUACAAGGAUUUUUCAAGCAGUGACACUAAGAAUAGUAUUUGGAAAGUCUUUUCUUUUGAGACUAUCUUGCGAUUAACUAAAGGAGUACUACAUCAAAGCUACACUGACUUCAAAGCUCAGCACCACUUACAGCUUACAGCUAUUACUAAAAUCUACCACUUCACCCUGCCAACAUCUCAUCUUAGCAGCUUCCCUAAGUUAUACCCAUCUACUUCCUUUCUUCUGUUUUGAGGGAGAAAAUAGUAAAGAUACUAUUUGAAUUUAAUAUUAUUUCAAGCAUUCAUAUAGCUUCAAAUACAAGAUGCUAGCAACAGAAGGUAGAUUUUUAUACAUUAAAAUUGAGGUCAAUUUUUUGGGAUUUAAAUAUUUUCAAUUUCAUCUGUCUGUUCUAAUGAAGCAUCCUAUGAUAAAUGUCAGGGCAGCAUUCAACUGCAAGCUAGUCCUCAACUGACACGAUCUGUUUGCCUUUGAUAGACAAUGUCCUUUAUUAAAUAAAUUGCUAAAGAACUUGUACUUGCAGCAGAGUCCAUUCCAGUAAACCUUGAAAAAAAUGAUUUAAAACAAUUAGUAAUUUGAUAAAAGAAUUGAAUGCCACUGGGGCACAGUAUUGUUCUCGCCUACAAAGACUUUAAAACAGAACAUUUCAAAAAUUUGCUCCAUAAAAUUGUUAUGGAAGUUUUCCAAAGUAACUGAUUUUGAAAGAGAUGUGGUAAUAUAUAUUAUCUCUGUGCUAAUCUUACAGUGCACUUAAUCACUGCUAAUAACUUGUUGCUAUGUUUUUCAUCUUAAUUAAAUUAAAAAUAGAAAUACAGAAAUAUUGAAUAAUGCUAUCAAUAGAUUACUGCUUUUUUAACUAAUUGUCUGAAUUUUAUACAAUUCAAUUGAUCGGUUAAAUACAUUUAUAUUUUUCAAAAUCUUAAUGAAAGGACCUUAUAUAGAUGCCUGAAGGAAGAAGACUCUUUUCUUCAGUGUAAAAUAGCUUAGAAAUUCAUAGUCUGAUGGCUGUGGGUGUAGGCUGGAAAGUGAAGCAGGCAUUAAGCUUAUUGUUCAUCAAAUAUGGCAUAAAGAGGAUGAAGUUGACACAUCUAUGUGACCUGCAUAGGAACAGGCCUUUCAAAAGUCCCAGAGUGUUUACUUAUGGCCAGCCUCACUCAUUAAUCUGCAAUUAAAUUUAGUUGAUUAACUACAGCAAUUAAUUAAUUGAAGUUUUUUGGUCUUAAUAUUUAAUACUUCUCAUUUUAGCAGUCAUUCAUGUAUAGUAGUAUUGGAUUGGAUUUUAUCCUCUUUACAGUAAUAUGAAGGUAAAUAGUAGUUUACUGUGGUGUUAAUGCAGCAUUUAAAAGUGCUAUGUUAUUAUUUUCUGAUUGGGAAUUUUUAUGCUUAAACUUGUUGAAAUGGCAGAUCAAUUUUGAAAUAAAAUUUGUCCCGUAAAUUAUGUCAACAAAAAGUUAGAAGCAUGUCAAUUUAACAGUCUAUAUGUUCAGUAGAGAUAUAUGGCAUGUUCUCUGGAACUGUGCCAUUAAUCCUUUUACAGCCAUUUGUCGCAAUGAAGAGAAAUUACUAGCAAAAUAAGUGAUCAUAUGUUAAGGGGUAUGACUUUGCUUCAUUUGUACGCUUUUUUUAGUUUGCAAAUGCAGCUGGCAAUCUUGCAAAUAUUUAAGCCAGUCUUUUUAUUAAAAUUGAAAGAAUGUGGCAACAGUCAGCAAUUUUGAGCCUCUUGGCCAGAGUCCAACCAGCUACUUGUUUGGCCACACUUAGUUCCACAUCGCUGACUUUAGAAGGCAGAAGUGGCCCAGUUCUGUGCUGACCUAUUGGUCAUGACCACUCCUACUUCAUUCGGAGGGCUUUAUAUCCUAAUCUUCUUGCACACAUAAUGGAGGUCUGAAGCAAUAAAUAAAGAUUUAAAGUACAGAAACUUGCUGGCUGUUCAGAUGACUGAUCUAUAAUAGGUGUAAAUGAAUUAAUGCAAUACAUUCAGUUGAAAAAGAUAUUGUUUCUUAAGAAUUCACAUGUGCAAAGGAGGGAAAUAGCUGUUAAAUCUAAACCAUGGAUGGCAAGUGUAUUUUAUGUCCAAAUAACAUGCUUUUUCUUUUAAAAGAAUACAGAAAAUGCUUCCAGAAUGGUUGAUUAUAUUAACAGAAUGUCAGUGCGUUUGAAAUAAAUAGAUGUAAUAGACUCAUGUGAUAUAUAAUCUUUGAAUAUAUGUUUUCCUUCAUUGUUGAGGACUUUUUCUUAUUAUAAUGCAUUUCCCUGGAAUAAAAUGUGCAUAGUAUGAAUCAUUUGAGACUCAUCAUAUACAGAGCAUCAUGUCUGCCUCCCUUUUGUUAAACUUGGAAAAAUGCUUUUAAACUUUUUUUGCAUGUCCUGCAGUACAGAAGUGUGAAGCAGUAGCAAGCAGGCUAAUCACAUGCGUCUAUGAUAGUAGCAGUAACCUUAGCAUUAACUUUUGAUUAAUGUAAACCAGCUAGUAUUUGUAUUUUGAUUCUAAGAAAUGCAGUUGCAGGACUCGUGUUUGUGUUUACUAGUUUUCUGGCCAGGCUGUAGACAUUAAAAUACACAAGUCAAACUGAAAUUAAAUCUCAAGCUGAUGAAGAGAAAAGCUACAGCUGCUGAUACUUGUUUUUGGAAUUCUGCAUAAAACUUUUGAAGGUAUAUGAUCCUUAAAGGGUUUUUAAAAAAAAUAAUUAAGACUUUUAACAUCUUUUCUUUGUACACACUUUCUGUGUAAUCCUUUAAGUUCAAAGAUUAAACAUGCAAUGAGUGCAUUUAAAUAUAGUUUUGAUAUAGCACUGUGGGAAAUGUUCCUCUGACAUUAGAACUCUCCUCUGUACAGUAAUAAGCAUCCUUAAAUGCAUCCAUUUUAUUUGACUUCAAAGAGCAUAGUGCCACUGUAGAUGGGGAGAACUGUAACAGUCUCAAGUGGCUUAUGUGUAGUUUCUUUAAAAUGCUAGUGGAUUAUCUGCCUCAUGUGUAAGAUUCUUUGAUAGCUAUUGGAUGGUGAAGAAGCCAUGAACUACCCAAAUAUACCAUGAAAUUAGAUUCUUAGACCCUUCCUUGUUACUUUCUAUACCAAAAAAAGAAAUAGUAUAGAGUAUAUUAGCAAAUACAUCCAUAAAUUAUAGAACAUCGUGUCAGCAAUCCAGACACACUAUUUCAAUGUGACAAGUUAUACCAUAUACUUUGUUUAGAAUGAAAAACUAUUUGGUGAAAAAAAUUAUUCCAUUUGUCUUGGGCUUUUUUUACAUUGUAUUACUUAUAAAAAUCAUCUUGACUGAUGCUGUUAUAAAAAGAAUUUAUUAGAAACUAAUCUUUUACAAAUAUUGAAAAUAAGAUAACUCCAACUUUCAAUGAUAAAAGUCAGAAUAAAGAGGUAGGUGGUUUGUGUUAGGUGACACUGUGCCCUUCCUGUCUAAUUUGAUUACACAGAUCCACCAAAGCCUCAGGCAAAGCUGAUUUUAGUUAUAAUCAGCUUCUUAACCUUUUGAGAACUAACAUAAACAGUACCUACCAGUGGUUAAUUAUGUUACUCAGUUAUGUACAGCAAAGUGCAAAAGUAAAAACACAGAACAAAAGUAAUGUAUGUUGUAGCAAAAUAGAGUAAGAUUCAACACUUUAGCAGAGUAUAAUACUUUUCUUUCUAUCUACACUUACAAUUUCACUGACCAGAGAGAUGAAAUUCAUAUUUGUGCAGCAAAUUCAAGAGGGAAGAUUCAGAAUCUGAUCAAGUUAUGUCAGUGAUCAAAAGUGAAUUUUUGCUGCAUUAUAAAUAUUUGAAUAUUACAAAUGAUAAAAAUAUCCACAACACCCACAUGAUCUGUCUUCAGAAGAGUCAUGAGCAACACAACUUUUUUUUUUAUACAAACUGUUUUCUUAUCUUGACUCAUUGAUAAAAGAUUUGUCCCAAAGUUCUGCAGGUAGAAUGUUACAGGCUUAAGCUCCCUCACUCUCUCCACCACCACCUUUUUUAAGGAAGGCUUUCUCUGAUGAUGAAGAGUUGUUGCCAGUCAGAGUGGACCAUUCUUGGUAGGGUAUCUCAUCUGACUUAGUCUGAGACAGUUUUAUACCGCUGAAGACAUUCCAUAGGGCUUGGUAUACAGAAGUUCCCAAGUUCAAUCCCCCAUACCUCCAUUUAAAGGAGAUCUCGGGUUGUAGGGCUGGUAAAUAACUGUGUCUGAGACCUUGGGAUACAGCAAAUGUGGGCCAGUGUAGACAAUAUCCAGCAUUGUAAGUUCACGUGUUCAAAUCACUUUUAGUCACUAUACCCAUGUCCCAAAAAUGUCUUUAUUUGCAUUUUCUCAUCUCACAUUAGUGAGUUGUGAUGACAUACCUAGAGGAGGCUUAAGUAUAUCUACAGAUCUCUUGAUCAGGUGAAUUCAAGAUUCAUAGUUUUAAUAUUUUGAACAU
Messenger RNA from Varanus komodoensis (Komodo dragon), 5966 nucleotides. RefSeq names its product family with sequence similarity 172 member A (gene ARB2A). The transcript has 11 exons. Gene Ontology annotation, cellular component: nucleus. Bases 177 to 1289 code for a protein of 370 amino acids. Gene Ontology annotation, biological process: regulatory ncRNA-mediated heterochromatin formation. NCBI's taxonomy places the organism in Eukaryota, Metazoa, Chordata, Lepidosauria, Squamata, Varanidae. Gene Ontology annotation, molecular function: siRNA binding. The record is from RefSeq and is a predicted model, not a curated record.